This is a messenger RNA of Aspergillus campestris IBT 28561, 3057 nucleotides long. Its product is annotated as putative nitrate reductase. Gene Ontology annotation, molecular function: oxidoreductase activity; molybdenum ion binding. The coding region runs from base 1 to 3057 and encodes 1018 amino acids. The record is from RefSeq and is a predicted model, not a curated record. The transcript is spliced from 5 exons. NCBI's taxonomy places the organism in Eukaryota, Fungi, Ascomycota, Eurotiomycetes, Eurotiales, Aspergillaceae.
AUGCCAUCCAACAUACCCGGCGCCACAGACGACGACAUCUUCCACGAGCCAGACUGGACCAAAACCCACAGUCACCGCAUCGGGCUGUACAAUCGCGACGAUCGCUUCCCAGGUCUGACGCAUGCCGGAGACGAUUGGAGAGCUGAGCUGGAGGAGGAGGCGGAGGAGAAGAUCAAGCAGUUGAGGGAGAAGGUUGAGAGGGGAGAGUUGCUUACUGUGAGGGAUUAUUUGGCGAAGCAGCAGGACUUUCAUCUGCGACGUCCGGAAGUACACCCCGAGCAUUGGAGAUAUGUUCUCCACACAACGGAGAAUCAUAUCAAAGAGGAGCAGCCGUGGUUGAUCAACGAGAAGAAGAGAAAAGAGGCAGAGACCAAGCAGCGAGAGCAGCAGCGGCGACAGGAUAGCGGGAUAGAAAUAGACGGCGCCGCUCACCCAGAGGACGAGAGCAAGAAGUACACACCCGAAGAGCAGGCACUCCUAGAUAGCCUGCUCAAAGAACGCGAGCAUUUCUUAGCCAUCAAACCCAACGACGGAAAGGGGUCAUCGCCAUUCAAGACAGGAUACUACGAGCCAGCCGAGAUCGACGAGACCGACCAGCUCACCCCAGACAACUGGGUCCCCCGCUCAGGCAACCUGAUCCGACUAACAGGGAAGCAUCCGUUGAACGGGGAGCCGCCGCUGACGCAGCUGGUAGACGCAGGGCUCAUCACGCCGAACUGGCUGCACUUCGUGCGCAGCCACGGACCCGUGCCGCACCUGCUGUGGGAGAACCACAAGCUGGAGAUAUCGGCGGGGCGGUCGCUGACGGUGUUUAUGGAUGAUUUGCGGGAGAAGUUUGACAGCGUUAAUAUCCCUGUUAUUCUGGCUUGUGACGGGAACCGCAGGAAGGAGCUGAACAUGAUCAGACGGUCGAAGGGCUUCAACUGGGGGCCUGGCGGUGUUAGCUGCGCGUACUGGAAGGGUGCGCUUCUGCGAGACGUGCUUUUGAAAGCUGAUAUCAUGGCCUCAAUAGAGGAGCAUAAGAACGAGACGCUGUGGGUGAACUUCCAGGGAUCGGAGAACCUCAGCGAAGGAAAGUACGAAACGUGUCUCUCGCUGGACUACGUCAUGGAUCCCACGAACGACGUGCUGCUAGCCUACGAGAUGAACGAUCGCCCCUUGCCCCCAGACCACGGGUACCCUGUGAGACUUCUGGUGCCGGGCUUUGUCGGAGGGCGCAGCGUCAAGUGGCUGGGGAAGAUCUGGAUCACAAACAAGGAGAACGACAGUCACUACCAUGUGUACGAUAACCGCGUGGUACCGAGCUUCGUCACGGAUCGAUACACGGAGAUCGGAAAGGCGUUGUAUAGUCAUCCUAGUACGGCGUGCAUGGAGCAGGUGCUGAACUCUGUCAUCGCGCGGCCUGAACAAGGGGAGAAGCUGGAUGUGGCUGAUAUCUCUCGCGGCAAGAGCACAUAUAAACUGCAGGGAAUUGCGUAUAAUGGUGGUGGGAUGGAAGUUCAGAGAGUGGAGGUCAGUUUUGACGGAGGAAGCACAUGGCUGUACUGUAUUCGUCAGUACCCCGAUAAACCACUGCGACAUGGCAGGAAAUACUGGCCUUGGCUCCAUUGGCAUUUGGACAUCGACGCCGUGCGGUUCCUGCGAGCAGAUAGCAUCAUGGUACGGUGCUGGAACGCGAACAAGAACACCCAGCCCGAGAAGGCAACAUGGAACCUGGAAGGAAUGAUGAACAACUGCAUCUACACAGUAAAAUUAGAACUAGUAUCAGACUCCGAGACAGGAAAGCAGUAUAUCAUGUUCCGACACCCCUGCGAACCAGGCACCGGUCAGGGCGGGUGGAUGAAGCCGUCUGCAGAAGACCAAAUGGAGGACAUGAAACGCGACGGGUCGACUCCGGAUAAACAGUUCACUCGCGAGGAAAUCGAGAAGCAUAGAUCUGCUGAUGACUGCUGGAUUGUGGUUAAUGGGAAAGUUUACGACGUUACUAGUGUGCUUAGUUGGCAUCCUGGGGGCAGCGCUUCCAUUAUGCCCCAUGCGGGACGUGUCCAUGCUGAGACGACGGAGGAAUUUGAGAGUAUCCACGAUGAUUAUGCCCACGAGAAACUACAAGGUGAGCAUGUCUUCUAUGCGUGGUGCGAACGUGCUGACCGGAUGUACGCAGAAUGUAUCAUUGGCGUGGCGACGCAGAAGACACUGGACUUUAUCAAGUAUGAGGAAGAGCAGAAAGCCAAAGAAAGGGCAGAAUCAAUACAGAAAGAUUCUUCUAUCGCAUUGCGACGCCACAAAUGGGUCCAGGCCAAGCUCAUCUCCAAGAAUCGCCUUUCCGAGGACACAAGCUGUUACACCUUCGCCCUUCCCUCCAAGGACCAAAAGCUAGGUCUCGCAACGGGCCAGCAUCUUUUCAUCGGGUUCCACUUCAAAGACCGCAUGGUCUUCCGCUCGUACACGCCGACGAGACCGGUAUCCGCAGAGGAAGAAGACGGCACCUUUGACCUAGUGGUCAAGACGUAUAGUCCCAGCCCCGCCCAGCCAGGAGGCACCAUGAGCAACAUCCUCGAUUGUAUCGAGAUCGGCGAAGAGGUCGAAAUCAAGGGGCCAACGGGCGAGAUCCAGUAUGAGGGAAAUGGCAAGUUCCUCCUCGAUGGCAAAGAGCGCACCUUUGACAGGAUCACACUUGUCCUCGGAGGGUCCGGCAUCACUCCCGGUUACCAAGUGCUCUCUCGCAUUUUGAAAUCGGGCGGAAAAGACAAGACGAGAAUCCGUGUGGUCGACGCCAACAAGACUGAACAGGAUAUCUUACUGCGCGGGGAGCUGGAUCGGUUUGCCCAGCUGUAUCCGGAUCAGUUUGAGGUUACCCAUGUGUUGUCGGACCCUGAUAAAUCCUGGAAGGGUGAGAAGGGCUUUGUUAAUAAGGAUAUUCUGCACCGGUAUUGCUUCCCGCCUGAUGAAAAGAGUAUUGCGCUUCUCUGUGGCCCUCCGGGAUUGGUUCAGCAUGCGGUGUUGCCUGUGCUGUUGGAAUGGGGGUACAGCCAGGAUCACAAUCUCUUUGGAUUCUAG